Molecule: messenger RNA, 1344 nt
Organism: Coffea arabica (coffee)
Lineage: Eukaryota; Viridiplantae; Streptophyta; Magnoliopsida; Gentianales; Rubiaceae
Source: RefSeq, a predicted model, not a curated record
AUGGGCGUAGUAUGUUGCACUACAGUGGUCCAAUGUUGUGCUGGAUCUGAUGUGUUGAGAUGGAGAUCAUUCUAUGCAACUGAAGGCAACCUUUGGAAGGCACAUUACCAGGAGGUAUUUGAUCAUGGCAUUCGUGAGGCUUUCUGCUGUCUGGGACGUGUUAAAUACUUAACUGCCUUGGAGGAAGAUGGAAUAUAUUCAGUUGCACAGUUACUUGGCGAUCUUGUAACAUAUCGUGCAACAGGCACCGGACAUCUGGAACUUUUGGCAGGAUUAGCUUUAUUGCAAAAAUGUAGACCAUUCACUCAAUCACAUGAAGAGUCGCUUGAGAUACCCCCUGAAAGAGUUCAUGAGGCUGCUGUUUUUCAUCAAUUUGCUGAAGCUGCCUAUACGGGUCUUUUACUUGAUGUUGGAAGAAACCCAUUGAUGUUUCCUUGUGCAUGGCUCUAUAGGCAAGGAAUUUUCAGUCUUUGGAGCCGUAACAGGAGGCCUGCAGUUGAAGGGGAUAAUUGGUGGCGAGGUCAUGCAGCAGCCUUUUUGAAGCAUGUCAAGUUGACACCAGAUGCGCUUAGAAAAGGACGUAUUAAUCAAGGCAAGUGUAAAGCAUCAUAUUUUAUGAUGGUUUUACACCAUCUAAAAUCUGUUGUGAUUGCUGUUAGAGGAACUGAGACUCCAGAAGACCUGAUUACUGAUGGUUUGUGUAGGGAAUGCUGCCUAAGCAAAGAGGAUUUGGAUGGCUUAAUUAAUGAUGGUGCAACUACGACAAUGGUUUCUUCAUUAUCAUAUUAUGGUCACUCUGGUGUAAUUGAAGCUGCUCAGGAUCUUUACAUGCAAAUAGAAGGAAAUUCUACUCAAGGUUCAGAAACUUGUGGUUAUCUUUCUUCAUUGUUGGGAGAAGGUUGUGAAUGUGAAGGUUAUAAUCUUCGAAUAGUGGGGCAUUCUCUUGGAGGAGCCAUUGCUGCAGUGUUAGGCUUUCGGUUAUAUCGCCGAUACCCAAAGUUACACGUUUAUGCUUAUGGACCUCUUCCAUGUCUAGAUUUAAAUGCAGCUGAUGCAUGUUCCAACUUUGUCACAAGUGUCAUCCUUAACAAUGAAUUCUCAGCACGCCUUUCGGUUGCAUCAAUCAUGAGGCUUCGUGCAGCUGCAAUUGAUGCACUAUCACAAGAUAGCAUAGCCAGAUCAGCAAUUGUUUCACUGGCACACCGUUAUUUUUCUCUCAAUGGUUUCAACGUAAAGGACAACAAAAUGCUUAAAGAGGUUUCUGAUUUCAGUUCGCUGUCAAAGGUUGAAGCAAGGACAACACAAACAUUGAGACAAACCCAUCAAUAUGGUAAUGCAGAUUGA